This is a messenger RNA of Vigna unguiculata (cowpea), 1633 nucleotides long. RefSeq names its product benzyl alcohol O-benzoyltransferase-like. NCBI's taxonomy places the organism in Eukaryota, Viridiplantae, Streptophyta, Magnoliopsida, Fabales, Fabaceae. The record is from RefSeq and is a predicted model, not a curated record.
CCAACAAACUCCAUUUGCUUAGUUUCUCUUCUGUUCAUAAUUCUCAUGGCCUCAUCAUUAUUAUUAACUUCUUCUUCUCCUUCUCUAAACUUUACGGUGCGAAGGUGCGAACCCCAGCUGGUCCCUCCAGCUAUCCCCACUCCUCAUGAAAUUAAGCUACUUUCCGACAUUGAUGAUCAAGAAGGCCUUCGUUUUCACGUUCCAUUCAUACAAAUUUAUCCAAAGCAAACAUCAAUGGCAGCAAAAGACCCAGUUCAAGUGAUUCGACAAGCACUGUCACAAACACUUGUCUUCUAUUACCCAUUUGCGGGUAGGCUUAGGGAGGGUCCUCGCCGUAAAUUGAUGGUGGAUUGCACCGGAGAAGGUGUCAUGUUCAUCGAGGCUGAUGCUGACGUCACACUCGAUCAGUUCGGUGAUUCUCUCCACCCUCCAUUCCCAUGCUUCCAUGAACUUCUAUACCAUGUUCCUGGUUCACAACAAAUUACCGACACUCCCAUUCUACUCGUACAGGUGACACGCCUUAGGUGCGGUGGUUUCAUCUUGGCCUUCACCUUCAACCACACCAUGUGCGAUGGAGCUGGUCUUUCACAAUUCAUGAGCACAUGGGCUGAAAUGGCUCGUGGUGCAACCAAACUUUCCAUUCCACCGGUUUGGCGUAGGGAGCUUCUAAUGGCAAGAGACCCACCUCGCAUCACAUGCAACCAUCGCGAAUUCGAGCAUGUCCCAGACACAGUCAAAGGAACCCUCGCAUCAGACGAAGAUGACAUGGUUCUUCGAUCGUUCUUCUUUGGACCUUCCCAAAUAGCUGCUAUUCGUGGCUUGAUUCCCCCCAACAUUCAGCACUGCACCACGUUUGAUCUCAUCACCGCAUGCAUCUGGCGUUGUCGUACAAAAGCAUUGCAGAUAGAGGCAGAAGAGGAAGUUCGCGUUAUGGUGGUAGUGAAUGCACGUGCAAAGUUCAAUCCUCCUUUACCAGUUGGCUACUACGGCAAUGCUAUUGCAUACCCUGCAGCAGUUAGCACUGCAGGGAAGCUUUGUGAGAAUCCGUUUGGGUAUGCAGUGAAUUUGAUAAAUAAAGUGAAGGGUGAGGUGACAGAAGAGUACAUGCAUUCUGUGGCGGAUCUCAUGGUGAAUAAGGGGCAAUACAUACCUGUAACUGAAAGGUCUUUCAUGGUGUCAGAUUUGAGAUAUUUUGGAUCGAGAGAAACUGAUUUUGGUUGGGGUGAUGCUGCGUAUGGUGGAGUAGCCAAAGGAGGACUUGGGCCAUUUCCUGCAGUAACAUUUGUGGUUCCUUUUAAGAAUGCAAAAGGUGAAGAAGGUGUAGUAUUACCCAUUUGGUUGCCCCCGGAAGCUAUGAACAGGUUUACCAAAGAGUUGGGUACGUGCGUGCUUUGAUUUCUUUCGUAUCAGAAACAAUUUGUAUUAUGAAAAGAAUGAUAAACUUAAAACAGUGUGUGAGUUUUCCUUUUAUUAGUCGACAUGUUAAUAUCAAUUACGAAGUAACCGUGGCGAAGAACUUCCACCAAAGUUCACGUCCUUUAUAGUUGUCCAUGUUUUGCAUUAUGUUACUGCUAUUUGUGUCAUAUAUUUGUUAAGCAUCCUUGAGAUAUGAGAUAUGAUGCAGAGUUGCCUA